AUCGCUAAUACAAGCGCGCAAAGCAUUCUGGAAGCUAGUCAUCCAUUUUGUUUGCUCAAAGGAGCAUUUGGUGGUAAUUAUCCCCAUGCUGCGUUCAAAAUGAAACCGUCCUUCGCUCUUACGUUUUGUGUUCUAGCGGUUCUAAUACCUGCAGGGUGUGGCCUGCAGUGCUAUAGAUGUUACUCCACACGCUCAUGGUAUGACUGCGAAAAGUACAUGAAAGUCGUUGAUUGCCCGCCAUCAGCCAACACAUGCGUGAAAAUGAAACAGAUCACAGACUUUGGAGGUAGUAAAAUAGUUCAGCAUGAUCGCAAGUGCUAUGUCAAGAGUGCAUGUGGUGAUUUCUGCGAGCGAAUGAAGAACAAGACUUCUCAGUGGGACUGUACUUUGAGCUGCUGUGACACAGAUGCGUGCAACAAGAGUUUGACUUUGCUACCAGGAAUAGCUAUGAUGGUUACAGUGAUAUGUGCAGUACUGCUCAUCUAGAGACACCCAUUACUCCUAUUAGGGCUACACCAAGAGUCAGAAUGUCUUUCUUUGGAAAGAGAUAAAAACACUUAGACUGACACAAAAUUAUACUCAGAUAAGUUUUUCAUGGAUGAUUUUUCUUUGGAAAGAGAUAAAAACACUUACACUGACACAAAAUUAUACUCAGAUAAGUUUUUCAUGGAUGAUUUUGUAUAAUAAUUGCUUCUUUUUGGAAAUCACAAAGUUGUAUAUGUUGUUUGGUGCUUUCUUUCUUGGCAUAUUGAUCAUUUUUUGUAUAAACAAUAAGCAAUAUUUGGGCACAUUUUCAUUUUGAGAUUUUUGAAGGUAGCACUAGUAAUUUCAUGAUUUCCAAAUGGCAUAGAGUAGUAGUAGGGUUGUAUGUGGAGGUACUGUAUUUUCAUAUAUACACAGAUAGUUAGUAGUGUUACUUGGUUGAAUGUUAAAUGUUAAUGUUACUUGGUACAUGGUUGAAUAUUAAACUACACAAAAAUGGU
Nematostella vectensis (starlet sea anemone) is the source of this 983-nucleotide messenger RNA. Its product is annotated as lymphocyte antigen 6L. NCBI's taxonomy places the organism in Eukaryota, Metazoa, Cnidaria, Anthozoa, Actiniaria, Edwardsiidae. The transcript has 3 exons. The record is from RefSeq and is a predicted model, not a curated record. The coding region runs from base 100 to 486 and encodes 128 amino acids.